AUGCAGGUCGCAAAGGAAAAAUUUAGCAAUCUGGCCUGGUUGGCCAAAGAGCACAUAAAUAUCUACAAAGCCAAAUUAAAAGAGAAGUUGGAGAGGGCAAAAGCAAGGACUAAGGAAGAGAAGAAGAUAGCAAAAGAGCGUCGGAAAGUGAAGGAGGCGAGUGCAAAGAUGAAGCUGCAUAAAGCUAAAGCCAGGCACGCAGAGAAGAAAUUAGGUGCCAAACUAUCUCAUGGGAGCUAUCCCCAUCCACCACCGGCGACACAUAAAUACGAUCGCAGCUUCAUAUCCACAUGCCUAGCUAGCUAG
Argentina anserina (silverweed cinquefoil) is the source of this 306-nucleotide messenger RNA. RefSeq names its product late embryogenesis abundant protein 6-like. The transcript is spliced from 2 exons. The record is from RefSeq and is a predicted model, not a curated record. Gene Ontology annotation, biological process: embryo development ending in seed dormancy. Bases 1 to 306 code for a protein of 101 amino acids. NCBI's taxonomy places the organism in Eukaryota, Viridiplantae, Streptophyta, Magnoliopsida, Rosales, Rosaceae.